UGUCCGCCGAGCCUCUCGGAUUCCGCGUGCCGCGCCGUGACCCGCUGCCGGGAGCUGUGAGGAGAGCGGGCCGAGCUCGGGAUCCGCGCCAUGGAUGCAGUGACCUAUGAGGAUGUGCAUGUGAACUUCUCUCAGGAAGAGUGGGCUUUGCUGGAUCCUUCUCAGAAGAGUCUCUACAGAGAUGUGAUGCUGGAAACCUACUGGAACCUCACAGCUAUAGGCUACAAAUUGGAAGACCAGAAUACUGAAGAACAUUGUGAAAGUUCUAGAAGACAUGUAAGGUAUGACAUCAGUUAUUCUGGAUACAACCCCUGUGAGCACAAGGCGUAUGGAAAGAAGCCAAGUACCUUUGCACGGAACAGUUUUCUUCAGAUAUAUGAAAGGAUCCAUACUGAAGAGAAACCCUAUGCGUGCAAACUGUGUAGUAAACCCUUUGCAAAUUUCAUUAGUCUUCGAAAACAUGAGAAAAAUCAUACUAGAGAAAAACCCUAUGAAUGUGAUCACUGUGGUAAAGCCUUUCCGAGUCAGAGUUCUCUUCAAAUACACACAAGAACUCACACGGGAGAGAGACCAUAUCAAUGCAGCGAGUGUGGUAAAGCGUUUGCACGUCACAGUAAUCUUGAUAUACACAAAAGAACUCAUACGGGAGAGAAACCCUAUGAAUGUAAUCUGUGUGGUAAAGGCUUUGCAACUCGCAGUCACCUUCAAAUACAUGAAAUAAUUCAUACAGGAGAGAAGCCCUAUGAGUGUACUCAGUGCGGUAAAGCCUUUGCGUAUCGCAGUAACCUUGAAGCACAUGAAAAAACACACACUGGAGAGAAACCGUACGAGUGCAAUCAGUGUGGUAACGCCUAUGCAACCCGUAGUAGUCUUCGAAAUCAUGAAAAACACCAUACUGGCGAGAAGCUGUACGAAUGCAGUGAAUGUGGUAAAGCCUUUGCACGUCGCAGUAGCCUUGAAAUACAUGAAAGAACUCACACUGGAGAGAAACCUUAUGGAUGUAAUCAAUGUGGCAAAGCCUUUGCACGUCGCAGUCUUCUUCAAAUACACGAAAGAAGUCACACCGGAGAGAAACCUUACGAGUGUAAUCAGUGUGGUAAAGCCUUUGCAAGCCGUACUAGUCUUCAGAAUCAUGAGAAACAUCACACUGGAGAGAAGCCCUUUGGAUGCAAUCAAUGUAGUAAAGCCUUUGAAUUAAAGUGCGAUCUUCAGAUACAUCAGCGAGUUCACACUGGAGAGAAACCCUAUGGAUGUAAUCAGUGUGGUAAAGCCUUUGCAAGUCGCCAUAAUCUUAAAAUACACGAAAGAAUUCAUACUGGAGAGAGGCCCUAUGUGUGUAAUCAAUGUGGUAAAGCCUUUGCACAUUUCACUAGUCUUCGAAACCAUGAAAAAAUUCAUACUGGAGAGAAACCUUAUGUAUGUCAUCAAUGUGGUAAAGCCUUUGCAUGUCGCAGUAAUCUUCAAAUACAUGAAAGUUCUCAUACUGGACAAAAACCCUAUGAAUGUAAUCAGUGUGGUAAAGCCUUUGGACAUAUAAUUUAUCUUCAAAGGCAUGAAAGAAGCCACAUUGGAGACAAGCCCUAUGAAUGUAAUCAGUGUGGUAAGCGCUUUACACAUUUCAGUCGUCUUCAAAAACAUUUCAAAAAUCAUUCUGGAGAGAAACCAUAUGAAUGCAAUCAAUGUGAUAAAGCCUUUGCAAGUCGCAGUAAUCUUCAAACACAUGAAAGAAUUCAUACGGGAGAGAAACCCUAUGUAUGUAUUCAGUGUGGUAAAGCCUUUGCAAGUCGCCGUAAUCUUCAAAUACAUGAAAGAAUUCAUACUGGAGAGAGGCCCUAUGUGUGUAAUCAAUGUGGUAAAGCCUUUGCACAUUUCACUAGUCUUCGAAACCAUGAAAAAAUUCACACUGGAGAGAAACCUUAUGUAUGUCAUCAAUGUGGUAAAGCCUUUGCAUGUCGCAGUAAUCUUCAAAUACAUGAAAGUUCUCAUACUGGACAAAAACCCUAUGAAUGUAAUCAGUGUGGUAAAGCCUUUGGACAUACCAUUUAUCUUCAAAGGCAUGAAAGAAGCCAUUUUGGAGACAAACCCUAUGAAUGUAAUCAGUGUGGUAAGCGCUUUACACAUUUUGGUCGUCUUCAAAAACACUUGAAAACUCAUACUGGGAAGAAGCCAUAUGAAUGUAGUCAGUGUGGCAAAGCCUUUGCAAGUCGCAGUAAUCUUCAAACACAUGAAAGAACUCAUACUGGAGAGAAACCGUAUGAAUGUAGUCAGUGUGGCAAAGCCUUUGCAAGUCGCCGUAAUCUUCAAAUACACGAAAGAAUUCAUACUGGAGAAAAACCCUAUGGAUGUAGUCAAUGUGGUAAAGCCUUUGCACAUUUCACUAGUCUUCGAAAUCAUGAAAAAAUUCAUACUGGAGAGAAACCCUAUGGAUGUAAUCAAUGUGGUAAAGCCUUUGCAUGUCGCAGUAAUCUUCAAAUACAUGAAAGUUCUCAUAAAGGAGAGAAACCCUAUGUUUGUAAUCAGUGUGGUAAAGCCUUUGGACAUGUAAUUUAUCUUCAAAGGCAUGAAAGAAGCCAUUUUGGAGACAAACCCUAUGAAUGUAAUCAGUGUGGUAAGCGCUUUACACAUUUUGGUCGUCUUCAAAAACACUUGAAAACUCAUACCGGGGAGAAACCAUAUGAAUGUAGUCAGUGUGGCAAAGCCUUUGCAAGUCGCAGUAAUCUUCAAACACAUGAAAGAACUCAUACUGGAGAGAAACCGUAUGAAUGUAGUCAGUGUGGCAAAGCCUUUGCAAGCCGCCGUAAUCUUCAAAUGCAUGGAAGAAUUCACACUGGAGAGAAGCCCUAUGGAUGUAGGCAAUGUGGUAAAGCCUUUGCAUGUCAAAGUAAUCUUCAAAUACAUCAAAGUACCCACACUGGAGAGAAACCUUAUGGGUGUAGUCAGUGUGGUAAAGUCUUUGCACAUGUCAUUUAUCUUCAAAGGCAUGAAAAAUGUCAUACUGGAAACAAACCCUAUGAAUGUAAUCUAUGUGGUAAAGCCUUUGCAAGUCGAAGUAAUCUUCAAAAACAUGAAAGAAGUCAUACAUGAGAUAAACCUUAUGGAUGUAAUUGAUACAGUAAAGCUUUGGCACAUCAGUGUAAUCUUCAAACAUGUCAAAGAAAUCAUAUUGUGAGAAACUCUACAAGUGUAAUCAAUGUGGUAAUGCCUCUGCAUGUUACAGUCUUCUUCAAAGGCA
Acomys russatus (golden spiny mouse) is the source of this 3232-nucleotide messenger RNA. Its product is annotated as zinc finger protein 431-like. Bases 91 to 3084 code for a protein of 997 amino acids. The transcript is spliced from 5 exons. Gene Ontology annotation, molecular function: DNA-binding transcription factor activity; RNA polymerase II cis-regulatory region sequence-specific DNA binding. Lineage: Eukaryota; Metazoa; Chordata; Mammalia; Rodentia; Muridae. The record is from RefSeq and is a predicted model, not a curated record. Gene Ontology annotation, biological process: regulation of transcription by RNA polymerase II.